Molecule: messenger RNA, 1173 nt
Organism: Fusarium venenatum
Lineage: Eukaryota; Fungi; Ascomycota; Sordariomycetes; Hypocreales; Nectriaceae
Product: peptidase S8/S53 domain-containing protein
Biological process (GO): proteolysis
Molecular function (GO): serine-type endopeptidase activity
Source: RefSeq, a predicted model, not a curated record
AUGUCGUUCAAAAGGUUUAUCCUACUCGGUGUUGCGGCUGUAGCCCUCGCUCUCCCCACAGGCAAGGAUAUCGUGCCUGGGAAAUUCAUUGUAGCGCUCAAGUCAAAGGAUAUUGAUCUUGAUCUCCACGCUCGAUGGGUGUCCGACGUUCAUGGACAGUCUCUAACGCGUCGCGGUGUUGAGUCUGGUGGGAUUGACAAGAAGUUCAAUUUUCCUGGCUUCCAAGGCUACUCUGGCUCAUUUGACGAGGAGACGAUCAAAAUCAUUAAGGCCAAUUCCAGUGUCUUGUACGUGGAACCUGAACAGGUCUUUACCGUAGCAUCGCCGGUUACACAGCAAAGUCCUCCUUGGGGUCUCUCCGCAAUUUCCAACGCCAACCCUCCAUCCUCGAGUGCAUCCUACCAUUACGACUCGACAGCUGGUGCAGGAACGUUUGCCUAUGUCUUGGAUAGUGGCAUCCUCCUCGAGCACCAGGAAUUCCAGGGUCGCGCUGUCUUUGGCGCUGACACGUCAGGUGUGACCAGCGAGAAGAGGCAUGGUACUCUUGUGGCCGCUAUCAUCAACGGCGCUACAUACGGAGUUGCCAAAAAGGCGACUGUUGUAGAUGUGCAGGUUUUAGGCGACGACGGUGGCUCCACCAGUGGUAUCCUGGCUGGUAUUAGCUGGACGGUAAACGACGUUGUGGCUAAGAAGCGUGCUGGAAAGUCCGUCAUCAACAUGAGCUUGUCAGGUGCAUCCUCGACUAUCUUGAACGAUGCGGUGCAGAAAGCUAUCGACGCUGGCAUUAUUGUUGUUGUAGCCGCUGGAAACUCAAACCAGGAUGCCUCAACACUAAGCCCUGCAAACCAACCCAAUGCCAUCACUGUGGCGGCCAGUAAUAACAAAUACCAGCGAUGGACUCAUUCCAAUUGGGGAUCGGUUUGCGACAUCUUUGCCCCGGGUGAAGAUAUUUUAUCCGCGUCUUCCACUUCUGCCUCGGCAUCGCGCACAUCAAGUGGUACAUCGGAGGCUGCUCCUUAUGUUGCGGGUGUCGUUGCUUACCUUUUGGGAUUGGAGGGAUCCCGUACACCGGCUCAGAUUCGGGCUCGGCUCCAAGAACUGGCCAUUAAAGACAAGAUUUCAGAUACCAAGGGGGUCCCAAAUCUGUUGUUGUAUAAUGGAAACGGCAAAUAA